GACAAAAUUCCCAGUCCGCGCUCGUCUCGCUACUCCUUCAUCGUCUCCAACUCCACCGGAACCCUAAUUCGAAAUUUCUAAUCGCAGCUCAUGAUGGCGGUGGUCGCUGAGAGCUCUUCGGCUUCGCCCAACCCGUCGGAGGACAAGCCGGUGAUCGUUAGGGUUAAACGCAAGGCAUUGCAGUCCCCGCUCGACGCUUUCUGGCUGGAAAUCAAUGAGAGGCCGGCGAAGCGUCCGUUGUUGGAUUUUGAGAAGCUGUCAAUGUCGGAUUCAGCUGGAAAGGGUAAUGAGCCGUUGAUGGAUUCAGCUGGAAUGGCAGAAGAACUGAAAACCAAGAAGGUUUUGGUACAGCAUGUAGAGACAGUAAGCAGCUUUGGUACCAGUGUUGACGUUGUGAAAUCAUUUCUGGACCCUAAUUCUGGUGAUGUGCGUGAUCAUAAAACAAAGAUUGGAGAACGCAAAUAUGCUCUGAGAAAGGAGAAUCAGAAACAAGAUCUGAUUUUGUCUAAAGCCAGACAGAGGAAGGAGGUUGUGGCAAAAAAUGCGCGUUUUGAACAAAUAUGGAGGAGCAGAAGAGGAAACAAAGAAACAUCACAUGAGAAUUUACAUGAAAUUUGUCAUGUCUAUGAUGUUAUACGUGUUGACGUUGCUGAAAACCCCAAGGAUGAAAUAUCUUUGGAGGACCAGAAGAUUUUGAACAGUUACUUGCCUCUGCUGAGAGAGUUCAUCCCAUCUGCUGCUUCCGAGAUCGAAUCAGAGUUAUACACUAACAGUUCCAAACAAGAUUCUGAAGAUGAGUAUGUUUAUGACUUGUAUGCUGUGAAGGAGGAAAGUGAUAUGGCUGUUGAAUUAUCUUCAAACCCAUUCCCCUUGGUCCAAGUUGAUGACGAGGAUUUCUAUGAUGGGCCUGAUGAAUCCGAAUAUGAAUCUGAUGAUUCAAAUGCUGAAAACAACCCGCUCAAUGAUUAUCCGGAUGAGAUCUCUGAAGAGGAAGAAGAGGAAUCAGAGAACGAAGACUCCGAUGAUGAAUCAGAAGAGAAGGAGAGUUCCAGCGACAAAUCAUCAGAACCCGAGGAUUUAGAAGAAAAUGACUUUUUUGAAGAUGAUAUAUAUGGUGAAAACAAUGACGGCCAUGACUUUGAUUACGAUGUUGAUCCAAGUGAUGAUGGUGAAGACCGGAAUAUGGUCUUAUAGGUGAAACUUUUUCAUGUAGCUACUAUCUUCUUCGUGCGAGGAAUUGUAACCUGGAUCCUUUUAGUUUGCAGUAGUAUCUCAUGAACAAGUAAAUCAGUGUCGGAAGUUAAUGGUGGAUUAGUGGUUACAUGUGUGAAUAUGAAUUUCUUUUGUACAGCCUUAUGGCGAUGGAACUAUUAGUACGGCCAGGGAAACCUUUCUUCUGUUA
This is a messenger RNA of Pyrus x bretschneideri (Chinese white pear), 1402 nucleotides long. Its product is annotated as RNA-directed DNA methylation 4. The transcript has 10 exons. The record is from RefSeq and is a predicted model, not a curated record. Lineage: Eukaryota; Viridiplantae; Streptophyta; Magnoliopsida; Rosales; Rosaceae. The coding region runs from base 91 to 1194 and encodes 367 amino acids.